AUGAAUCAGCUGCGGAAAAGGGGGAAGACAUGGUGGAACACCAUCACCGCUCUUUUAAACGAAGAAGAAGUGAGGGCCAUGUCUUGGGCCCAAUUUGUGGAGAGGUCUGAGGCACAAUAUGUGCCUAAGGUGGAGCAUCAGUGGAUGCAGCAAGAGUUCAUGGCCUUACAGCAGACUACCGAGUCCUUUAGCGAUCUGAACGCCAAGUUCUUGGAGAUGCUAUCUUUUUGCCCCAUUCCAAGAGGAAGGCCAAUGACACCUCUUCCAAUACAUAUAGAGAUGACACCUCUUCCAAGACAUCCAGAGAUGCCUAGAAAAAGCAAAAGCAGGGUAGUAAGUCAAGUUCCCGUCUGCUAUCACUGCAACGAGACGGGACACAAGAAGCCCGAAUGCCCGAAGUUGAAGACUGGUAAAGGAGACGGGGGUAUAAAUCAUGUAAUUGCAUCGUCCUCUAAAGGACCCAUUAUGGUGACACAAGGUCAUGCUCACCAGAUGAAUGUGGAGGAGCCGGUGAUUACAACGACAGUGGCAGACACUUAUUUGCUAGAUUCCGAGCCCGAUGUUGUUAUGUUUGAUAGUGGUGCUACCCAUUCUUUUGUAUCUCGAACGUUUAUUAAUCGUUUGGGGCGUAGUAUCAGAAAAUUGGCUCACCCAAUGGUUGUCGAAGUUGCUGACAACCGCACUAUUUAUAUCACCGAUGUUUAUCGGGGUUGCACUCUCGAGUUUUCUGGAGUUGAAUUCCCCAUUGAUCUUAUCCCUAUUGCGAUGCGAGAGCUCUGCGUUAUCGUAGGCAUGGAUUGGCUUGAUGUGUUUGAUGUGGAAAUCCACUUUCGUAAGAAGCAAGUUCGUGUUUGA
This is a messenger RNA of Lactuca sativa (garden lettuce), 855 nucleotides long. RefSeq lists its product as uncharacterized. Gene Ontology annotation, molecular function: nucleic acid binding; zinc ion binding. NCBI's taxonomy places the organism in Eukaryota, Viridiplantae, Streptophyta, Magnoliopsida, Asterales, Asteraceae. The record is from RefSeq and is a predicted model, not a curated record.